Messenger RNA from Oppia nitens, 647 nucleotides. RefSeq names its product COMM domain-containing protein 10-like (gene Vlet). The transcript is spliced from 2 exons. NCBI's taxonomy places the organism in Eukaryota, Metazoa, Arthropoda, Arachnida, Sarcoptiformes, Oppiidae. The coding region runs from base 15 to 614 and encodes 199 amino acids. The record is from RefSeq and is a predicted model, not a curated record.
UUACUAUUGAAAAAAUGUUUUUCAAAACACCGGAGAUAAGCGAAGCGAUCGACUUAAUGAAUGGCAUUGAUUUGUCAAAGUUUAGCAAAUUUGUGAUCAGAAUUGCCGACAAAUUGGAUGAAAAUUUUGACCAAAUAUUUUCAGAUGAAGAAGAAGCUAAACUAAUACCAAUUCUAGUGGUGUCUGAUAUAAGACAUGUCAAACUAAUUGUUAAAACAGUUCACUAUUUGCUCCGACAAAUAGUUUACCAUUUAAUGAAACCUCGAGUUAUAGCCAAAGAGCUGACAGAAUUAGGUUUGGAUACCGAAAAGGUGGUCGCAUUUGCCGAGAUUUGCAGCACUCAUUUGCCAGCGAUUGUCGACCGAUUUAAGGACAAAUCGUUUGAUAUAUCAAACAGUCGACUAACUGAUGUCAAUUGGUCCGUCAAAUUGUUGACUAAUCAGAGCUGUCGACAAUAUAAAGAUGUCGUACCGUUGGCUCAAUUGGAUUUGACACUCAAAACCAAUGGCCAAACCGAUAAUCAUCUGUCACUAGACUUGGACCGCAAAGAGCUGUGGAAUUUAUAUGAAAAUCUUGAGGCAAUUCAAACACAACUCGACUCACUUUAUAAAUAGUUUAUUUCCAAUUAAUUUUUCAUUAAAUCUGUU